AUGGCAUCUUUCAAUUGCUUUGUUUUAGCAUUCGUGAUGGCUUUGUCAUUUGCAAGCAUUGAUGUUAUGGUAGCAGCUCGUCACCUUCUGCGGCUACCUCAAUUGCCUCCAAUGCCAACUUUGCCUACAACCACACUCCCCCCACUGCCAUCUAUCCCUAAUCUCCCACAGCCAUCCAUACCAGCAUUGCCAAGGGCUGGAGCGCUUCCUCCACUUCCUACCAUGCCUGGGUUGCCUACAUUGAAGUGAACCAAGGCCACACUGCCUCCUCUGCCAAGUAUGCCCACAAUCCCAACUGCAAUCCCCUCUAUUCCUUUCCUUUCUCCCCCACCUUCUCCUUCUACUCCUUGA
Molecule: messenger RNA, 351 nt
Organism: Gossypium arboreum
Lineage: Eukaryota; Viridiplantae; Streptophyta; Magnoliopsida; Malvales; Malvaceae
Source: RefSeq, a predicted model, not a curated record